Rhineura floridana is the source of this 6221-nucleotide messenger RNA. RefSeq names its product diphosphoinositol pentakisphosphate kinase 1 (gene PPIP5K1). Gene Ontology annotation, biological process: inositol phosphate biosynthetic process; inositol metabolic process. The record is from RefSeq and is a predicted model, not a curated record. The coding region runs from base 1588 to 5598 and encodes 1336 amino acids. Gene Ontology annotation, cellular component: cytosol. Gene Ontology annotation, molecular function: 5-diphosphoinositol pentakisphosphate 1-kinase activity; diphosphoinositol pentakisphosphate kinase activity; inositol hexakisphosphate kinase activity. The transcript is spliced from 30 exons. NCBI's taxonomy places the organism in Eukaryota, Metazoa, Chordata, Lepidosauria, Squamata, Rhineuridae.
CUCUCACUCCUCGAGGAGCUGGAUUUCUGCUUGCGCGGGUCGGAGGGGAGGGGCUCUGGGGUGGGGAUGGCGGCACCAGUGACGCCCCUCCUCCUCCUCCUCCUCCUCCUCCUCCUCGAGGAGCUGGAUUUCUGCUUGCAGGGAUCAGGCCGGGCGCGCAGGCGCCUCCGGGCCUGGGAGUUUGCGCCCUGGGGAUGUCGCCUUGGUUAGGCCAGGGAAUGCCGAAUGUGCUUGGGAGAAAGGGCGCGUUGCAGAGCUGGAAAAGGGCAGCCAAGCUGAUCAAGGGGAUGGACGAUUAAGCGGAAAGGCAGCACCAUCUGAAGCGCACACAAUUCCGUACAGUGCGCAGAUGAAAGUGGACAGAGAAAAGUUGUUUUCUCGCAUAACAAGUAGAACUCGUGGAUCCCUUCUGGAGCUGGACGUUGGGAGAUUAAGGCCACUAGAUGUGUUGAUGGCCACCCACUUGGAUGGCUUGAAAAGAGCAUUGGACACAUUUAAUGGAGGAGGAGGAGACCACAAGGGAUUACUCUUCCCAAUGGCUGCGUUCCCCCUCCAAGGACGGAGGCUGCCUGCUCCUGAUUUCAGUUGCUGGGAAUUGCAAGUGGGCGGAGGGCUGCCGUUGCGCUCAAGACCCGCUGGGGCACCUGGUUGGCCACCAUGGGGAGAGAAUGCUGGCCUAGAUGGGCCCCUCUGGCCUGAUCCAGCAGCCAGGCUCUUCUUGGGGAGUAAGCAGUGCCCUUCAGCAUCAUCACCAUUUUUUUUUUUUUGCUUCACCAAAUCCAGCUUUCUUGCAGGGCCCAAGUGGGGCCAUGUCUGCGUUGCUCUUCAGCCUUGUUGGAGAGCUGACCUGGCCAGAUGCCAGAUGGCAGCCUCUUCCCAAAGGAUCGUCAGGCAAGGCCCGUGCAUGUUUGCUCAGAAGCAAGUCCCACUGGGCUCCAAUUCCUCGGACCAGACCUUCGGUCUUGCGGCCAAUUGGCAGCACAGUUCCGACAUGUUCUGGUCUCGUGACUUCCCUCUGGCCUGGAAUCUGUGCUGCAGAAAAGAGGGUGGUUCAGGAGAGAGACGAGAGGUUGGCCUCCUUUGGGCAAGAUGGCCUUAUGUUUAUUAAAGCUGUUGUAAGAUGUGUUGAAUCUGUUGCUGGCAAGAAAAAGCCCAUUGCAGGGUUAGGAAUUCUUAGGGAAGGGCUGGCCAGCAGGAGAACAGCAGCCCUGAGGCCCUUUUUCUUUUUCUGUGGAAAUGGUGAGUGUAGUCUUGAUCUCCACACCAGUGUGGCUGUCUGCUUGGGAAGCUGGCAUGGCCAGGCUCUGUCUGUGGCCCUGGCCCUUGCUUGGCAGUGUGGACGAAGAGCCACACGCCUCUUCUGCUCUGCUGCGGGAGCCGCCAGCCUAAGCUCUUCCUUCUCCCUGCAGACUGUGCGGAUCGGUGAAGAGACAGCUUGGGGAAAGCUGCCUGUGCCCUGUGAGGCUCCCCGGGGGAAGCAGCCGUGGGGGCAGCCACUGCCUCCUCCUCCUCCUCCUCCUCCGCCUCUAUUUAGCCAGCAGCCUGAAACAUGCAGCAGUAGCGGGAUGGUUGGCCUCCCAGCCUGGAAUGUCGUCCUGGACGACCACCCUUGAGGGCGAAGGGACAACCCCCAAGUUCUUUGUUGGCUCUCGAGAUGACGAGGUGGAUUUCCUGGGAUCAGACAUGAAGAUGGACGAGACUGAUUUCUUUGAGGAUGAGGAGGAGGAGGAAGAGUUGCCUCCGGAACGGCAGAUUGUGGUUGGCAUUUGUGCCAUGACCAAAAAGUCCAAAUCAAAGCCCAUGACGCAGAUCUUGGAGAGGCUGUGCAAGUUUGAGUACAUCACGGUAGUGAUCAUGGGGGAGGACGUCAUCCUGAAUGAACCUGUGGAGAACUGGCCGCCCUGUGACUGCCUCAUCUCCUUCCACUCCAAAGGGUUUCCGCUGGACAAGGCCGUUGCGUACGCCAAGCUCCGCAGCCCUUUUCUGAUUAAUGACCUUGAUAUGCAGUAUUACAUCCAGGACAGGCGGGAGGUCUACCGGAUCUUGCAGGAAGAGGGAAUAGACCUGCCUCGCUACGCUGUGCUCAACCGGGACCCUGACAAGCCGGACGAGUGCAACCUUGUGGAAGGAGAGGAUCACGUGGAGGUGAACGGAGCAAUUUUCCCCAAGCCCUUUGUGGAGAAGCCCGUCAGUGCAGAAGACCACAAUGUCUAUAUCUACUAUCCCACCUCAGCUGGUGGGGGCAGCCAGCGCCUUUUCCGCAAGAUUGGAAGCCGGAGCAGCGUCUAUUCCCCAGAGAGCAGCGUACGGAAAACCGGAUCAUACAUUUACGAGGAGUUCAUGCCGACAGACGGCACAGAUGUCAAGGUGUACACAGUCGGCCCAGACUACGCACACGCGGAGGCCCGGAAGUCUCCUGCUCUGGACGGAAAAGUUGAACGUGACAGCGAAGGCAAAGAGAUCCGCUACCCAGUUAUGCUAACGGCCAUAGAGAAGCUGGUGGCCAGGAAAGUCUGCGUGGCUUUCAAGCAGACGGUAUGCGGCUUUGACCUCCUGCGGGCCAACGGCCACUCCUUUGUCUGUGACGUCAACGGCUUCAGUUUUGUGAAGAAUUCCAUGAAAUAUUAUGACGAUUGCGCCAAGAUCCUGGGGAACAUCAUCAUGCGUGAGCUGGCUCCCCAGUUCCAGAUCCCCUGGUCCAUCCCCACAGAAGCAGAGGACAUCCCUAUUGUACCCACAACAUCGGGGACAAUGAUGGAGUUGCGCUGUGUGAUUGCAGUUAUACGGCACGGUGAUCGCACUCCCAAACAGAAGAUGAAGAUGGAAGUGAAGCACUCCAGGUUCUUUGCAUUAUUUGAGAAGUACGAGGGCUACAAGGCUGGGAAGCUGAAACUGAAGAAGCCAGAGCAGCUUCAGGAGGUGCUGGACAUUGCCCGCCAGCUGGUGCUGGAGGAAGGAGCUCAUAGUGACGCUGAGGCUGAGGAGUGGAAAUCCAAACUGGACCAGCUCAAGACUGUGCUGGAGAUGUAUGGGCACUUCUCUGGCAUCAACCGCAAAGUGCAGCUGACCUACCUGCCCCACGGGCACCUUAAAGCACCCAGCGAAGAGGAAGAUGCCCACAAGGAAGCUUCGCCAUCUCUGCUGCUGGUGCUGAAGUGGGGGGGUGAGCUGACUCCCACCGGAAGGGUCCAAGCAGAGGAACUGGGGCGAGCCUUUCGCUGCAUGUACCCAGGGGGCCAAGGGGACUAUGCCGGCUUCCCCGGAUGUGGGCUGCUUCGCCUGCACAGCACUUUCCGCCACGACCUCAAGAUUUAUGCCUCUGACGAGGGCAGAGUCCAGAUGACAGCGGCAGCAUUUGCAAAGGGCCUUCUUGCUCUGGAGGGAGAGCUGACGCCCAUCCUGGUGCAGAUGGUGAAGAGUGCCAACAUGAACGGCCUUCUGGACAGCGACAGCGACUCCCUCAACAGCUGCCAGCACAGGGUGAAGGCUCGCCUUCGGGAGAUUAUGCAGAAGGAUGCCCCCUUCAGUGAAGAGGACUACGAGAAGCUGGCACCAACAGGCAGCGUCUCACUCGUCAAGUCCAUGGGCAUAAUCCAGAAUCCUGUGGAGAUCUGUGACCAGGUCUUUCACCUGAUUGAGAGCCUCACGUCCCAGAUCCAGAAGCACCUGGAAGAUCCCAAGUCUGCAGACUUGCAGCUUUACCACAGCGAGACCCUGGAGCUGAUGCUUCAGCGCUGGCGGAAGCUGGAGCUGGACUUCCGCCUGAAGAACCAGCGCUAUGACAUCAGCAAGAUCCCCGACAUCUACGACUGCAUCAAAUACGACGUGCAACACAACACGGCCCUGAAGCUGGAGGGCACCUCUGAACUGUUCAGGCUCUCCAAGUCCCUGGCGGACAUUGUUAUUCCUCAGGAAUAUGGCAUUAACAAGCAAGAGAAGCUGGAGAUUGCUGUGGGUUUCUGCCUGCCCCUCAUCAGGAAGAUCCAGCUGGACCUGCAGAGGACCCACGAGGAUGAGUCUGUCAACAAGCUUCACCCCCUAUAUUCGAGAGGAGUCCUCUCUCCCGGGCGCCACGUCCGAACACGCUUGUACUUCACCAGUGAGAGCCACGUCCACUCCCUGCUCAGCGUCUUCCGCUACGGGGGCCUCCUGGAUGAAUCAAAAGACCCGCAAUGGAAGAGGGCCAUGGACUACCUCAGCGCCAUUUCGGAGCUGAACUACAUGACACAGAUUGUCAUCAUGCUGUAUGAAGACAACAACAAGGACCCGUCUUCUGAGGAAAGGUUCCACGUGGAGUUGCAUUUCAGCCCAGGGGUGAAGGGCUGUGAGGAGGAUGGCAGUGCCCCGGCCGGCUGUGGCUUUCGGCCUGCGUCAGCCGAGAAGGAAGUCAAGACGCCGGAGGAGCUGGCGAAGCCCCAGGCCGCCUCAGAGACGGACCACGCGCAGCACCUCUCCUCUCCGCCCUCGGAGCCCGUCUGUGUCCAGCGACGAUCUCCUCUGAUCCGGAACCGCAAGACCGGCUCCAUGGAGGUGCUGUCGGAGUCCUCCAGCAAGGCUGGUGGGUAUCGCCUCUUCUCCUACUCAAGGCAUUCCUCGGAAGUGAAGCAGAGUGGCCUAGGGUCACAGUGUGUGGGACUCUUCAGCACCACAGUCCUCGGAGGCUCCUCCAGUGCCCCAAACCUCCAGGAUUACGCCCGCAGCCACGGGAAAAAGUUUGCCUCCAACUUCCUGUACAAGGAUGAGCUCUUGUCUAUGCCGGCUGUAAAGCGGUUUUCUGUGUCAUUUGCAAAGCAUCCAACUAACGGUUUUGAAGGCUGCUCCAUGGUGCCAAGUAUCUACCCUUUGGAAACUCUGCACAACUCCCUCUCCCUGCGCCAGGUCAAUGAUUUCCUGACAGCCAUCUCCAGGAGCUGCAGCAACUCCCACCCUGAGGCCACCACAGCACUGUUUGACUCCCUGAUGGAGAACCAGGCGCCCGGUGAUGCCUUCCUGCCCCAGCAAAUGAUUUCCUUCUCUUCUCUGCUGCUGCGCCCCCGCUUGGAGAAGCCCCCGUGGUACAGCAGCGGUCCAUCCAGCACAGUCUCCAGCGCAGGCCCCUCGUCCCCAACCUUGUCGGUGGAGAGCUGCCCCCAGUUCAGCUUUGCUGAAAAAUCUCUGUUCAGCACUCAAGCCAGCAAGGAGCGGCUUGGCGGGCACCUGUCCAGGGAGGUCUCUCUUGGCAUGGAGGAAGGGAGCCUGCCGGGCAGCGGGGCCUGGAGGGAGAUCCUGGAAGUGGGUGCAGGAGGGCUGGAGCCACCUGUGCCAAGGCCCGGGGAGCAGCCCUUAAGAGGGGAGGCUGCAGCAGAGCCUAGGGGGGCUCCAUGGGUGCUGCAGAAGGCUCUUGGGGAAGGUGAGGUGUGUGCAUCUGAGGUGAUGCUGGUGGGGCAGGAGGAGGCAGAGUGUGUGCAGCUGCCAGAGCUGCUGGGGCUGUUGGACGUCCGCAGCAGAGGGUCAAGUGGACGGGGAGAGCUGGGCCUGCCUGGGAGAACACUGGAGGAGGAGGAGGAGGAGGAGGCGGCGGCAGGAGCGGGAGAAGCAGCCUGGGAAGAGGGUUGCUGAGCACCUUUCUCCCAAUUGGGGAGAGCACUUAGUCAGGAGAGGCUGCUGUCCAAGUGAGCAGCAGGCGGGAUGCCAGCAAAGGCCGAGGGGGACCCUUUCUUGCCCCAGCCGGGCACUGCCUGGGCCAGGGUGCUCUUCCUCCUCUGAAGCUUCGGCCUGUAGCUGCUGGCCGGAGGGGGCUGGGAGACACCCUCCAGGCGGUGCUGCCAGUUGAGGCACUGGCUCGGGUGGGGUGGAGAGGGGAGACCGUCUCCCCUGCAGUUUGUGUGCAGACAGUGAAAAGGUCUUCCUUGCUGGCGGGCAGCAGUGGGCGGCUCUUUUGGGAGCUUCAGCCUCGCUGGCAUCUGCCAGGAUAUCAAGCUGCUUUGAAGAAUCAGGUUUUCUUAGAAACACGUGGAUGAGAGGCCAAAUGGCGUACAGUGCAAAGCAAAUAUUUAAUAUAUUCUUAGCAUUGCCAGAGUGGGGCUGUGGGUCCAGGUGUUCCUCUACCUCUCCCCCCACGCCCCACUAUAAGGUCAGGAGUGUGUCUGUGGUUCAGAUUUGUCUGUGUUACUCUCACUAGGAAUUGUAAAAAUGCCCCCAGGAGUCCUUCUUGUGCUGUAUAUUGUGCGUGUAGUAAAAUC